Molecule: messenger RNA, 926 nt
Organism: Euleptes europaea (tarantolino)
Lineage: Eukaryota; Metazoa; Chordata; Lepidosauria; Squamata; Sphaerodactylidae
Gene: CLN8
Product: CLN8 transmembrane ER and ERGIC protein
Exons: 2
Coding region: 60-926 (288 amino acids)
Biological process (GO): lipid homeostasis
Cellular component (GO): endoplasmic reticulum; membrane
Source: RefSeq, a predicted model, not a curated record
CCCGAAGUGUGGGUUCGUCCCAAGCACCCACAAAGUGGUUUGUGGCAUAAACUGAAAACAUGGUUCAAGAAGAUGGUGAUGUGGCAUCCAGAUCCAUUUUUGCCUGGGAUUAUGUUUUGUGGGAAGUUCGUCUGAAACUAGUGGUCGCAGGCUUUUUCAUCUACCUGGGAGUGUUUCUUCUCUCACACUACCUGUCUUCAAGGAUAUGCAUCACUUACCGUGCUUUGCCGGCAAAAGAGAAAGUCUUCUGGAAUCUGGCUGCCACACGAGGUGUGUUUGGCAUUCAGAGCUGCGUUGCCGGCUUAUGGGCCUUGCUUCUAGAUCCAGUUUUUCAGGCUGACAAAGUGUAUUCCCAGCAGGACUGGAGCUGGUUCAACUGCCUAAUAGCCUCUGGGUUCUUUUUGCUUGAAAAUGUAGCUGUUCAUGUGUCUAAUGUUGUUUUCAGGACAUUUGAUUUAUUUUUAGUUGUUCAUCAUUUGCUGGCCUUUGGUGGCUUUUUUGGUCUGGUGACCAACACACAGUCUGGACAUUAUAUACCCUUGAUGGGAAUGCUACUUGAGAUGAGCACGCCUUUCACCUGUAUAUCCUGGAUGCUUUUAAAGGUUGGCUGGGCUAACACUUUCUUUUGGAAGGCAAACCAGUGGGUAAUGAUUCACAUGUUUCAUUGCCGCAUGAUCCUUACUUACCACAUGUGGUGGGUGUGCAUUUCCAAUUGGAACGCUGUGCAAGAAAACUUGGGACGCCUACAUUUUGCAGUUGUAUUCACAGGGUUAAGUGCUGUGACAAUUGUACUUAACCCUUACUGGACAUACAAGAAGACCAAGCAGCUUGUCUGUCCCGUUGACUGGAAUUUUACCAAUAGAACUAUGAAAAAUGGUUCCUCCAAAAAACUAAACGGAAAACCACUGCAGACAAAAGAGCUAUGA